AGCUUAGGUGAAACUGGUGUCAUCCUAAUCGGAUGAAGCCAGACGUGGAAUAGUUGGGUGUGAAACUCUUUUUAAUAUUCUACGGUUAUCCCCAGCUAAUCUUUGAUCCUAUAAUUCUCCUUACGUCAAGUUUUCUGCAGAAUACUCUCCCAAUCUCUUCUCUUCGUUAUUUCUCACUUUGCGUGUGUAAGAUUUCUCUUCUUCGGAAUAAUACAUAAAUAGCUGAAACCAUGAUUCAGACUAGUCCACGCUUAUACAAUUUGAUUCAAUAUUUACGUCUGGGUUCUUUAUCUCAGCUUGGAGCUUAUAUUUGGUACUCAUCACAAGCUGCAUCUUCUCUACAGCAAUUGAACAAACCAUUGGCUUACAGUGCUAAUGGUGAGGAUGAGCACGCUAAUGUGGACUGGGAUAAUCUUGGAUUUGGUUUCAUGCCAACUGAUUACAUGUACACAAUGAAAUGUUCUAAAGAUGGAAGUUUUGAACAAGGACAACUUAGUCGGUAUGGAAAUGUUGAAUUGAGCCCUUCUGCAGGAGUCCUGAAUUAUGGACAGGGGUUGUAUGAAGGCACAAAAGCAUAUAGAAAAGAAGAUGGCCGUUUACUUUUAUUUCGUCCAGAUCAAAAUGCCAUCCGCAUGAAGAUGGGUGCUGAUAGAUUGUGCAUGCCAUGCCCCUCCAUUGAUCAAUUUGUUGAUGCAGUGAAAGGAGUUGCUCUUGCCAACAAGCGUUGGGUUCCUCCUUCAGGGAAAGGAACUUUAUAUAUUAGACCUUUGCUAAUGGGAAGUGGUCCGGUAUUGGGUUUGGGUCCGGCACCUGAAUACACAUUCCUUAUAUAUGCUUCUCCUGUUGGCAACUAUUUUAAGGAGGGCUUGGCACCCUUGAACCUAUAUAUUGAGGAGGAGUUUCAUCGUGCCUCUCGUGGAGGAGCUGGCGGUGUUAAGUCCAUCACGAAUUAUGCACCUGUUCUGAAAGCCAUAGCCAGAGCAAAAAGCAGAGGAUUUUCUGAUGUACUGUACCUCGACUCAGUGAAUAAAAGAUAUCUGGAAGAAGUCUCUUCAUGCAACAUUUUCCUUGUAAAGGGCAAUGUAAUUUCCACUCCAGCUGCAAAUGGGACUAUUCUGCAAGGUGUCACUCGAAGGAGUGUGAUUGAAAUUGCCGGUGAUCAUGGUUACCAGGUUGAAGAACGAGCUAUUUCAGUUGAUGAAUUGAUGGAUGCUGAUGAAGUCUUCUGCACUGGAACUGCAGUUGGUGUUGCUCCAGUUGGCAAUAUCACAUAUCAGGAUAGAAGAGUUGAAUACAAAAUCAGAGCUGAAUCUGUGUCUCAGGAGCUGUACUCGGUUCUUGAAGGCAUUAAAAGGGGCCUAAUUGAAGAUAAGAAAGGCUGGACUAUCGAGAUCUCAUAAGGCCUCUUUCCAUCCUGAAAUGCAUUGAUCAAAAUCAAAUGUGAUGUCUCAAAAUAUGUUCAAGAGGGGGAGUGAAUUGGACUUAAAACAAUUUUUUGAUUCUUACUCAAAACCUUUGAAAAA
Molecule: messenger RNA, 1523 nt
Organism: Hevea brasiliensis (rubber tree)
Lineage: Eukaryota; Viridiplantae; Streptophyta; Magnoliopsida; Malpighiales; Euphorbiaceae
Product: branched-chain-amino-acid aminotransferase 2, chloroplastic-like
Exons: 10
Coding region: 231-1400 (389 amino acids)
Biological process (GO): branched-chain amino acid metabolic process
Molecular function (GO): branched-chain-amino-acid:2-oxoglutarate transaminase activity
Source: RefSeq, a predicted model, not a curated record